Messenger RNA from Naegleria fowleri, 2232 nucleotides. RefSeq lists its product as uncharacterized. The transcript has a single exon. NCBI's taxonomy places the organism in Eukaryota, Heterolobosea, Eutetramitea, Acrasida, Naegleriidae. Bases 1 to 2232 code for a protein of 743 amino acids. The record is from RefSeq and is a predicted model, not a curated record.
AUGCAAAAACUUGUUCGUGCAAGGAAAGCUCAACAAUGGCUUUCACCACUCAUGGGAUAUUGUUGUUGUUGUUGUUCUCCACCACACCACCACGUGGUUCAAAAAAUUCACGGAGGACUACCCGAGUCUUUAUGUACCUCUUCUUCUUCUUCUCGAUUAUUAUCAUCAUCCAUUAUUUCUUCUUUCCACCAAAAUCAAAACCAUCAUUACCACCAUCACCAUAAUACAUUUUCUUCUCAUAGGAAUUAUCUGGCUGUAACAUCUCACUCCAAUUCUAGAAUCUCCACAACAAUGAUACUCAUUCAUCAUCAUCGGGAUAACAUGAGAGAAUUUUCUCGGAACGUUUUACAAUUGAAAAAGAGUGGAGUAGAGAACGAUCCCUUAUUAAAGAUUCUUGAUUUUGCAAAACAAGAAGCAAGAAUGAAAGAAGAAGGAUUUAAAAAGACUAAAGAUGAGCGGUUCUACACCAAAACAUAUAUUGACCCCGAAAUAAUGACUCCCGAGGAAAAACAAGAAUAUGAAAGUGGUGCUUUUGAUAAUGUCGAUGAAAAUGAAUUUGAAUCAUGGAUGAAGAAAUUGGAAAAGGAAGAACGAAUCAUGUCUCGUGCUCAUGAUGAGUCUUUUUUGAAUGAUACAAUUCCGAGAGAAAUGAAACAGCUCAGUUUUUCAGACUUGCUCGAUGAAGCAGAACAAUAUCUAGUUCAUGGCAAACCCAUUCCUUUCUUUAAUAGACUUGCAGACCACAUUCCUCGAGGACAACGGGAAGACAUUUUCAAACGACCUGAUUAUUCUCACUUUAAAAACAAUCCACCAACGAUGAAAGAUGCUCAAGAAAUGGUUAAAUUUGGAGAUGAAAAAUCAGAUCUUAUGGAGGAGAAAAAACAAGAGGUUUUCCGAAAAAAGGAUGGAAAGAUUGAUUAUGUGAAAACUGAAAGGAGCAUGUAUUAUCAGCCAGCUUCUAAAAACCUAAGUGUUUUUUCAUCUCAACAAGAAUCUUCUGGUGACGACAUGGGAUCUACGGAGGAAGCAUUCGAAUAUGACACACCCGAUGAUUAUGAAAGAGUGAGGGUUCCUGAUGAUGCCUUUUCGGCCUAUCACUAUUUUAGAAAUGAAGUUUAUCUGCGCCGACUGGAUUAUCCCAAAUCACGAGAAGAAGAGGAAGAAGAAAUUAGUGAAUUUUUCAUUGAAGCUUACCAUGAUAAAAAUGCUCCAAAAUCAUACGGUGACGAUACAUUGGUGAAGGAAUUUCUGUUAAAACGAUAUGGAAAAUUUGACAAGACAAUCGCAUCGUUAGAUGUUGGACAAAAUACUGCAACGCCCAUCACAGCAUUGAACAAAUUAUUUGAGAUUAAGGAUGACUUGAUGAAUGCUCAAAAACACAAGGAAGAUCGAAAAUCUGAGAUAAUUCUCGAUCAUAUUCACAAUUUAAAUCGAAUUGUUCUUGCUAAAGGACAAAUAGAAGCCAAGUUUGAAUACAAUCCAUCUACAGGCAGAAUGGAACGAAAAAAGAGAAUUAUUGAGGAGGAUAUCAUUUAUGAACCCAUCAAGAAUGAAGAUUUAAGUGAGGAAUACAAAAGCAAUCAUGUUAAACAUAUGAAGCGAUCCAAGCAGAAAUUUAUGGCAGAAACGGAAGAUGAAAUUGAUGAAGAAAUGAUGAAUCAAUACAUGAAAGAUUUGGAGAGUGACAACAUGUAUGAAGAUGAAGCCACAACAGAGGAGAUUUUAUUAAGUCGACUCAUGAGGAAAGUCAAUCCAAACAAAGAAGAUGUUGAAACUUUCACAGAGUCUGAAUUAUUGCAACUUCAAGAGCUUGUCAAUGAAUAUAAGGAUGAAUUUACCAAGCUUGCAUCAAGAAAAAGAAGAAAAUCAUAUACACCAAGAGCACCUACUUUGGAAAUGUUUUUACCUAGUGACAGUGAGCUUGAAACAGCCAUUGAGGACGAGUUUGGAGUGAGUUAUGACCAAUUUAGCCAAAUUCUUGAAGAGAAUCCACAACUGCAGCAAUUGAUGGCACAGGUCUCACAUGAUGCUGAUUUUGGUUUUCGAGCUCUCUCUCAAGCGAUCGUCGAUAUGGGAGGCACUCAAAAGGUCGAAGAGAAGUUGAAUGAAAACAGUAAGGUGAAUCGAUCGUUCGAAGAAUGGAUGAAGGUGUUUAGGAGUGACAGUGCCAUGAGAAAGCCAAUGUCAGAGCUGCUUGAGAUGUAUUCAGGAAAUUUCAAGAACAAGAAAUAA